AUGGGUGACAACAUCAGAACCAAGCGAUUAGGAAAUGUAUGGCAAUAUUUCGAUUUGUCAGAGGACGAAGUGGACAGCGAUCCAACUUGGAAACCAAGUUCCUAUCUAUCGAAAAAGACAAACAUCAUCCAACAGCGUGUUCCGGCAAUGAAUGGUACUAAAAAGGAGGUAUCAAACAGUGAUGAGUUCACCAAACAGGAAGAAACUGCUGAAAAUGAAUUAUUUACUCCAAUAAAUUUCAACUCAAUCAAAAUGGUCAACGACUCGAAAACACCACUUGAUGAGAAAAUAACAGCAAAGAGAAACAAAUACGUCAAAGGCUCUACGAGACUGAAACUGAUGCAGGAGUUUGAUAAGAAACAAUUCAUAACAAAAAACGAAGCUAACAGAAUAAGCAAAAAGCUCAACAUUGGAUUGAAAGGAAGAGCGAUUUAUAAGUUUUAUGCAAACGCAAGACAAAAUGCUCUGGAACAGUACAAACUUGGGAUCACUGCAGAGCUGCCAUGUCAGAUGACAAAAAUUGAAAACUUCUUCAAAAAUAGUAGUGAUCCCACCGAGGAAGAAUGGCAGAGUUGUAUAAAAGAAGCAAGAGUAAACACUUACCAGGGGCCUGCUGUCAGCUUCGUUCCAGAUUCAGGCGCUCCCGAUGGUUUCGAUCUUGCAUGGAAUCAAAUUUACAACGAAGAACUCAAUGCACUAACCUCCUUCAAAGAAGAGUUGUUCAUGAGAACCGUAUUUUUGUUGAUGCACUACUCGGUUGCUCGCUAUAACCAAAACCCUGGAAACGAUGGAAGAAUAGGCUUAAUUCCAAUUGAAUGGUCCACCCGCAUACUGAUGGAUAGUAAAUGUGAGGAAAACGAUUUGAAGAAGAAUACAUUUUUCUGGUCCCUUGACAUCAACAUUUGCCUCCUUCCAUUCCACUUUAACGAUCACUAUAUCCUGGUCAAGCUGAACAUUUCAGCGAACAAAGCAGAUCUGUUUGAUUCAUUGCCCACAGGAAAAGAAAACCCAAAAGUACCUGGAAAAAUCAAGAAGGCCAUUUGGGUCAUAGCCAACGCUUUGGGAAUGAAUGAGCCAAGAAUCAGAAGACAGUUAUGCAACUUCCAAAAAGAUUCUCACUCCUGUGGCGUUUUUGCUGUUGCGAAUUGCGAAGAAAUAUGCGGACUGAAAAGGACCAACUUGUCGUCAAACAGAGAACUGAACGAAAAACGGGAAAAAUUUAAACAACAAAUUUUGGGUGCUCUCAACUCAGGCGAGUAUUAUAUGGAUCCGGAUGCUGUGUGA
Messenger RNA from Caenorhabditis briggsae, 1284 nucleotides. The record is from RefSeq and is a predicted model, not a curated record. The transcript has 6 exons. Bases 1 to 1284 code for a protein of 427 amino acids. Gene Ontology annotation, biological process: proteolysis. Lineage: Eukaryota; Metazoa; Nematoda; Chromadorea; Rhabditida; Rhabditidae. Gene Ontology annotation, molecular function: cysteine-type peptidase activity.